CAUUCUCCACCACCAAGGGAAUAGACCAUUUGGACACAUCUGUGACCAAGAGAGGAAGACGACACAGUAGAACAGAUACCAAACAAAGUCCUGCCUCCUUAGUCAAAGGUCUUAAAGAUGACUUUUACAAGCCCUUUCCCAAAUGCCACAGAAUAUAACUAUGUGUAUGAUGAAGGCACCUCUCCUUGCAGUGAAGGCAAUGGUUUCCACAGGUUUAAAUCACUGUUUCUUCCAAUAGUUUACUGCCUGGUGUUUGUCUUCUGCCUGGUGGGAAAUGCCUUGCUCAUAUGUGUACUUUUGACCAGGAAGAAAGUCACCACUAUGACCGACGUGUGCUUGCUCAACCUUGCAAUCUCUGACCUGCUUUUUGUUGUCCCCCUCCCAUUUCAAGCUCACUAUGCUUCAGAAGAAUGGAUUUUCGGAAAUGCAGUGUGUAAAAUGAUAGCUGGCAUUUAUUACAUAGGCUUUUACAGUAGCAUUUUCUUUAUAACCCUCAUGAGCAUAGACAGGUACAUAGCAAUCGUUCAUGCUGUCUAUGGGAUGAGAGUUCGAACAGCAACCUGUGGCAUAAUUAUAAGCCUACUCCUGUGGAUGACUGCUGGUUUGGCUGCCUUACCAAAUAUGGUAUUUAACCAAGAAGUGAAAAUUGAACAAUCUCUCGAGUGUGUCCCCAGAUAUCCUCCAGGCCAAGAGACCUGGCGAUUUUUCACUCAGUUUGAAGUCAACAUCUUGGGCCUUUUGAUCCCAUUCAGCAUCCUCAUUUACUGCUACUCCCACAUCCUAAAAAAUCUGCAGAGCUGCAAAAACCGGAACAAGAUCAAAGCCAUCAAGCUGAUUUUCAUCAUUGUGGUCAUCUUUUUCCUUUUCUGGGCUCCCUUCAACAUUGUGCUUUUUCUAGACUCUCUGCAGAACUUGCACAUCAUCAAUGACUGCAAGACAAGCCAAAGGCUUGUGCUGGCCCUGCAGCUGACCGAAUCAAUCUCCUUCAUCCACUGCUGCCUGAACCCAGUGAUCUAUGCUUUUGCUGGUGAGAUGUUUAAAGCUCACCUUAAAAAAAUAUUCCAAAACUGCAUCCGUCGCAUUUUUAGUAGCAAUUCAGCCAAUAAUUCUCACUCCUUCCCCACUCAAGUAUUAGGCUAUUCUGAUAGUGACAGAGUUCUGUAAGCUUUCCCACUCCCUGCCCAGGCAUACAUUCUAACUGCAUUCAUUUAAAUACAGUGAUUGCCCUAUAAAAAAAUCCAUCUACCCACAUGCAGAGAUCCUAUCUAGAAACCCACAGAUCAGCAGAACAUGCCAUUGCCAACAUGAUCUGACACCUUAGCGGACAAUGGAAGCCUGCAGUGAAUGAAGAGGACAUAGAAUUGCAGGACUCAUAAUGUAAAUAUUUCCAUAAUACUAUGUA
Molecule: messenger RNA, 1402 nt
Organism: Gopherus evgoodei (Goodes thornscrub tortoise)
Lineage: Eukaryota; Metazoa; Chordata; Testudines; Testudinidae
Product: C-C chemokine receptor type 8-like
Exons: 2
Coding region: 118-1164 (348 amino acids)
Biological process (GO): immune response; chemotaxis; G protein-coupled receptor signaling pathway
Cellular component (GO): membrane
Molecular function (GO): chemokine receptor activity
Source: RefSeq, a predicted model, not a curated record